Danio rerio (zebrafish) is the source of this 2322-nucleotide messenger RNA. The record is from RefSeq and is a predicted model, not a curated record. Lineage: Eukaryota; Metazoa; Chordata; Actinopteri; Cypriniformes; Danionidae.
UACGCACCAGUCACGUCCCAAGAUUAGAUCGAGUAAACUUCUUGUUCUGAAGGAAGUUUAUUUUCACAGCCGUUCAUGCAUUUCCACCCACAACCUUUUUGAGGGGGGUCAAGAGGAGUGAGCUCAAACAAUCAGACUUCUGAUUCAGACAGGCAAAUGUAGAUGUGCUUCACUGCAUGCAGGAGCAGGUGGAGCGGAGAGCUUUAACACACAACACAGAGAAAGAGAGAGAGGGUGAAGGGAUCUGGACAUCCAACAAGAACAACAACAAAAAACACCUUUACCUAAAAACUUUUAUUUGGUGUCCUAGACGUCUGCCAGGGGUGAGACUGAAUUUGAAGAAGACGAAGAAGAAUCUGGGAAAAUCAUAAUAAUAAAAAGGAUCUCAAUUUCUUCUGGUGAAGCAGUUUCAAAAAGCAGGUUGCACUGAGAGAUGUUUGAGAAACAACCCUACGACAGUCCUCCUAAAUACACACCUCCAUCCAAUGGCUUUGGACCCCCGGGGAGCUUCCAGGACCCUCGGAGUGAAUUCGACCCCUACCCUGCUCCACCAGGAUCCUACUAUGUUGGCGAAGAGGUUCCUCAGCAUUUCUACAAAUGGUUCUCCCCUCCAGGAAUCGUCAAGAUUAUGAUAGGAACCGUCAUUGUGCUCUGUUUGGGUAUCUUCGCCUGCGUGGCCUCGACUUUGGUUUGGGACAUGCAGUAUGGAUAUGGAUAUGGCUCUGGAUAUCCUGGAUAUGGAAGUGGGUACGGAUACGGCGGUGGAUAUGGAAGCUAUGGAUAUGGAAGUGGAUACGGAAGUGGAUAUGGAUAUGGGAGCUACUAUAAUUCAUAUCCAACCCCAUACUCUGCGAAAACCAGCAUGAUCGCCGUCGCCGCAAUAAACUUCAUCAUUGCUUUGGGAUUUUUUGCUGCCAGCUUCUCCAAAACAAACACUUUCCGCAGCCGGAAGUUUUUCCUGGCGGUACUUGUUGUCUGUUCAAUAAUGGCGGUGAUUCAGGGCAUUAUAAACAUUGUGUACAUCGUAGGAGUGAACCCUAUGGCUCAAAGCUCCAGCAGCUCGUAUUAUAACCCCAUGCUCAUGAUGUGCCAGAACCUCUACGGCAGCAGUGUGACAGGAAUGGGGGCCGGAUUUCCAGUUUAUAACCAGUACUUGUACCACUACUGCUACGUGGACCCUCAGGAGGCUGUUGCGAUGGUUUGUGGGUUCAUGGUUAUGGUGGCUCUGGCUGUGGCGGCCUUUUUCUCCUACAGGACCAGAAGUAAGAUCUGGCAGUAUGGCAAACCAAACAUCUACUGGGAUCGACCUCUGAUGGCAGGAACGGAGGGCAGAGAUGUGGAGGACUGGGUCAACCAUGUACAGGAUGGACAGAGUAUUCAGGAGGCCUCCAUGGUGUUUUCAGAAAAAAUGUCUCCUGUUCUGGCUUCGGCUCCCAGUGUGGGCUCCAUUCCUGCAAAGACUGGCAGCGUCUUCAGCUCAGAGAACCACAAUGUUAUCGGUUACCCGGAGCGCUCUUUCAGCCGGCCGUCUCACUGUACAUCCCCAUCUAGAGAAGUGAGCUCCAGCCCAUCCGACCAGACAGACACCAUCCGCAAACCCUCUGCCGGCAGGGGCAAGAGGCGCAGGAGGAACCCUGAGCUGGACGAGUCCCAGUACGAAACCGAGUACACGACCGGAGGAGAGACCGCAGACGACUUUGACCAGGAUCUGUGGACACGUCUGUAUCCGGAGAUCACAUCUGACCCCCAGCGACACGACUAUAAGAAAGAGUUUGACACAGACCUCAGGUCCUACAAGGAACUCUGUGCUGAAAUGGAUGAUAUCAACGACCAGAUAAACAAGCUGAGCAGAGAACUGGACACCCUCGAUGAGGGAACGUCCAAGUAUCAGGCUGUUGCAGAGGAAUAUAAUCGUCUGAAAGACUUAAAACGGAUGCCGGAUUAUCAAAACAAGAAGCAUCAAUGUCGCAAACUGCGCCACAAGCUCUUCCAUAUUAAACGAAUGGUCAAGAACUACGACCGCCGUCAAUAAUGAGCUCCAUUAAACCAGCACCUGUUUUCCUUUUUCACCACCUUAGCAUUAAACUAAUCAUGGGCGGCCAUGACGAAGCCUUCAGAUCACUGUGACCAAAGUUUCCCCUAACAAUGGCUUCACUCGGUGCUUAUGAUUAACCUAAAGACCGUUGCAUUUCAGUAAACCAGGACCAAAAGCGGUCAACCCAACGUAUUUUCCAUUACCCGGAGCUUGUUCUUUCACUGGAAACAUCUGCUUUACUCGGAGCAAGUGACUUUACAUGGCUUGUAAAGUGCGAUAAAGCUUUU